Aspergillus versicolor CBS 583.65 is the source of this 1923-nucleotide messenger RNA. RefSeq lists its product as uncharacterized. The transcript is spliced from 3 exons. Gene Ontology annotation, cellular component: nucleus. Gene Ontology annotation, biological process: DNA-templated transcription; regulation of DNA-templated transcription. Bases 15 to 1811 code for a protein of 598 amino acids. The record is from RefSeq and is a predicted model, not a curated record. Gene Ontology annotation, molecular function: DNA binding; DNA-binding transcription factor activity, RNA polymerase II-specific; zinc ion binding. NCBI's taxonomy places the organism in Eukaryota, Fungi, Ascomycota, Eurotiomycetes, Eurotiales, Aspergillaceae.
CUUUCUCCGAAAAGAUGAACCUGGCAAACGAUAGCAAACAAAGCCGUGCAUCGCAUCGUCGCAAGCGACAGCCCGUCAGCUGCCAGCAUUGCCGACACUCCAAGCUGCGAUGCGAUCGCCAGCACCCGUGUACCUCUUGCAAGCGACGCGGACAUGAGGCUUCUUGUUCAUUCCAGCCUACCUCGACUGCUCACGCACGGCCGCGUACAGCGGGUUCAGCUGUUGUUGGAGCCCGAUCUCCUGUAGUCCCAGCCCAGCCAGAGCUGGUAUCCGAUAAGAACCAGGCCCCUCCAGACAGCGACUGGGAAGUCGUGCUCGAAAGGCCUGCUCCGGAAUACGAUGUCACUGCAGUCCCAGACACACUGUCUCCCUUCUCAGUGGGCCGGGGCCUCUCUCUCAAGGAGAUUCUCGAGAUCCUCCCUCCGAGGAACUGGUGCGACUUUUUGGUGUCCCACUUCUUCACGCAUAUAGCUGCUCUGUUUCCCAUUCUUCAUGGUCCGACGUUUCAGGCGCAGUAUGCUGCCUUUAUGCAGAAUCCCUAUGAGGGGGACCUGUCGUGGUUGGCGUUGCUGUUCUCCAUCUGCUCUCUGGUGCUGUAUACCAUGGAUCCAAACGAUCCUAAAUUAAAAGGGCUCUGGCCGAAACGGUCGAAUAACCCUGCGCAAGAGCUUGUCUCUCUGUCUCGCCGGCUUCAGCAAACGGCAAUGGCCUGCCUUUCGAAAGAUCAGUUCUUCAUCCGACACAAACUGAGCACGUUAGAGGCCUUGCUGAUGGUAAUCUACAAUCUCUCCCACAAUGAGUCCGUUGAUCAGGGCUGGGCCUUGCUUGGAAUGGCACUGAAUAUCGGAAUUGCCCUCCGCUGCAAUGUCGACUCGCAGCAUCUCAGCCCUAUCGAGACUGAACGACGUCGUCGCUGCUGGGCCGGCCUCCUCUCCCUGCACACAUACCAGAGCAUACUCUUCCGCGACGUCGACAUGUCCUUCCUGCUCAACAUCAAAACCACCAUGCCAGCAGACGUCAACGACUCCGACAUCACCGAGUCCGGCGUCUCUGCACCCUCAAACUCUCACAAACCAACGCAAAUGUCCGUCAUGAUCUCCAAAGUCCGCCUCUUCCGCCUCUCCACCAAAAUCUGUCACCACAUCUCCGGGCCCUCGCGCCUCGACCCUGUCCUCCUCUCCAACUUCGACGCCGCCAUCGCCGCAGAGCAACAACAUUGGGAUGACACCUUCCUAACUACCCAAGGCUCCCCCAGCAUUCUCGACUCCAGCUACGCCCAUUGGUGCAUCCUCCAAACCUACGCCUACCACCUCUACCUCCUCCUCCACCGCCCCUUCCACCACUCCCAGAAACCCUGCUUCAAACCCUCAUCCAGAGAACGCUGCAUCGCAUCCGCCGCAGCACUAAUAUCUAUCCACAAACAACUCUCCGAAGCCCCUCUACUACGGAACUACCUCUUCCUCUUAAACGGAGUCACAAGCCUCAAGGCCCUCCACGCCGCUGUAGCACUUGACUCGUGUCUCCUCGAUAUGCCAGAGGGGUUCGACGCCGCGCCGUACCGCGAGGAAUUGGAGAGCCUCGUCUCCCGCAUGGAGGAGUAUUCGACCCGCAGCUCGAUCUGUGCGAAGGGGUGUCGCAUUUUGAGGCAUCUUCAGGCUCGCGCUGGUGCUGGGAACCAUCCGCAGCCAUUAGACGAAACGCAGAUCGAGGGCACGUUCGAGGACUGGACGGAUGUGCGGGAGUGGUUAGAUGCGGAUUUUAUUAACUGGAAUCUGGACGGUGGGUUGAAUUCAUUGGAGUUUGCGGCAUGAGCUUGGUGAAUCGUCCAACUGGGGCAAUCCGAUUCCAGUCUGUCAUAUUCAACAAUAUUAUAUUGGAAUAAUAGUAGCUAGAGAGAUAAUGAUAAUGCACUUAAUACAUUUU